Molecule: messenger RNA, 1376 nt
Organism: Magnolia sinica
Lineage: Eukaryota; Viridiplantae; Streptophyta; Magnoliopsida; Magnoliales; Magnoliaceae
Exons: 7
Coding region: 30-1247 (405 amino acids)
Source: RefSeq, a predicted model, not a curated record
UCUCUCUCUCUCUCUCUCUCUUCCCGACAAUGGAAGGUGGGCUUCCCAUGCUCAACUGUCUGUUGCAGCACACUCUCAGAAGCCUCUGCUCAUCAGCUUCUCCUCCAUCUGAUCUCUCCCACUCUUCUAAAUGGGUGUAUGCUGUUUUCUGGAGAAUUCUACCCCGGAAUUAUCCUCCUCCAAGAUGGGACUACGGUGGGAGUGUUCUCGAUCGCUCCAAAGGAAACAAGCGAAACUGGAUUCUUGUGUGGGAAGACGGGUUCUGUGAUUUCUACGAAUGCGAGCGGGCAGGGAGUGGUUACAUCAAAGGGAAGUUUGGAGCUGAUGUCUUCUUCAAAAUGUCACAUGAGGUCUAUAAUUAUGGAGAAGGAUUAAUGGGGAAAGUUGCGGCGGAUAACGGUCAUAAGUGGGUCUUUAGGGAAAUCACGACCGAGAAUGAUCCCAAUUUCUUCUCUUCGUGGAACGGAUCACUCGAUGUUCAACCCAGAGUAUGGGAAUCUCAGUUCAAUUCUGGAAUUCAGACGAUUGUGAUCAUCGCCGUUAGAGAAGGCAUAAUCCAAUUGGGUUCACUCAAUAAGAUUACAGAAGACCUCAACUUGGUGAUAAACAUACAGAGGAAAUUCAGCUACCUUCAAAGCAUCCCCGGCAUCUUCUCAAUGCAAAGACCUUACACAGCUCAAUCCCACCAAUCAAACACGUUGAAAAUGGACAACCAAAUGAUAGACAUCAACCACAUGGAUUACCUAGACAAUAAACAGCAUGUUGUGACCGGCGGGAAGCGAUGCGACAGCCAAAGGCUAGAAGAAUCACCCAUCAGCAAAUCUAUCAAUCUUGGUUGGAAUAGUCCCCAAAACAGAGGAGUCUUUUGGUCAGUUCCUCCUAUGUUGCCACCCAUGUCAUGUAGUCUUGGAGCAUUGUUAUCGAAAUUACCGUCUGUGGUUCCACCAAACCAGAACCUUGUUGAAACUCCAAAUUCAACAGGAAAUACCAACAAUCCUGGAUCAAAGAUUGUCACUAGCUUAGGCCAAACCCCGGCUCUAAAAUCCAACAUCUCAAUCAAUGAAUCCCACUCUACGAUGAUGAACGGUACAUCUAAUUCACAAGGCUUAGACCUGCCUGAAACAAAACCCAAUACCCAAAAACCUAAACCAAACCAAUCUCGAAAAGAUCCCGCAGUGCAAUUAAAGUUUCGAGCACAGGCAGAUGAGGAAUCAGCUCCUCAUGAGCUCAACAAUAUUAUUCAAUGAAUAUGGAUAAUAGUUAGUUUUAUUAUUAUCUUCAAUAGAUGUGUUGGAUCAAAUGUUCAUGGACCAAUGCUUUCAUGUUUAUAAAAACUAUGGGAAAUUUGGUUCAUAUUAAUUGUGUAUAAAUCUCGA